Molecule: messenger RNA, 417 nt
Organism: Trichophyton rubrum CBS 118892
Lineage: Eukaryota; Fungi; Ascomycota; Eurotiomycetes; Onygenales; Arthrodermataceae
Exons: 1
Coding region: 1-417 (138 amino acids)
Source: RefSeq, a predicted model, not a curated record
AUGGAGAUGACGAUGGGGGAAGCAGGGGAGAACAUUCCGGGUUUGGAAGAUUUCAGACCAGUCGUACUCCGUAUAUGCGAGUGCUUGUCCUUCAGGCUUGCUUGCUGGUCGUUUUGGACAUGCACCAGCAUCAAAGUCAAGUUACGGAGGAGAGACAGAAGACAUCAUCACCAUAAGUCUGUCUGUCGUGACAGAUUCCUGGAUCAGCGGCCCAAAAUCCACAUCCGUGUCCCAUAUUCUCCUCAUAUUAAUCGCUAUUCCGCCCCUUUUCAUAUUGAUGCCAUGUCCAUAGUUACGGAGUCCAAUCGUACCCGUGUCUCGGAGCAACUGCUUGCACGAAUGUAUCAGAUCAAGCGGCUCAACCGGCGUUCAACCGUUGUUGUUUUAGUACUUAUGGAGAAAGACAGCAAAAUCUGA